UCUUUGCCUGGGUUUAGUGUCUCUCAGCUCAUCCAUCCUGCACCCAUUUGUCUUCUUGUCUCUACUCAUUGUGUGCGGUUGCAAAAGCCCAUUAAACCUCAGCAAAAAUGGAGGCCAUCAAAAAGAAGAUGCUUAUGCUGAAAUUGGACAAAGAGAAUGCAUUGGACCAGGCUGAACAAGCUGAAGCAGACAAGAAAGCAGCCGAAGACAGAAGCAAGCAGCAUGAAGACGAACUUCUGCAAAUGCAAAAGAAGCUGAAGGGGACGGAGGAUGAGCUUGAUAAAUACUCUGAGGCUCUUAAGGACGCUCAGGAGAAGCUUGAGGUGGCCGAUAAGAAAGCUGCUGAUGCUGAAGCAGAAGUGGCAUCUCUGAACAGACGUAUCCAGCUAGUAGAGGAAGAGUUGGACCGCGCUCAGGAGAGACUCGCAACGGCUCUGCAGAAGCUGGAGGAGGCUGAGAAGGCUGCAGAUGAGAGCGAGAGAGGUAUGAAGGUGAUUGAGAACAGGGCUCUAAAAGAUGAAGAGAAGAUGGAGCUUCAGGAGAUUCAGCUGAAGGAGGCUAAACACAUUGCAGAGGAGGCUGACCGCAAGUAUGAGGAGGUGGCUCGUAAGCUGGUAAUUGUAGAAGGAGAACUGGAGCGUACAGAGGAGAGGGCAGAGCUGGCUGAGGCUAAAUGUGCUGAACUGGAGGAGGAACUGAAGAACGUCACCAAUAACCUGAAGUCUUUGGAGGCCCAGGCUGAGAAGUACUCUCAAAAGGAGGACAAGUAUGAGGAAGAGAUCAAGAUCCUCACUGACAAGCUGAAAGAGGCUGAGACCCGAGCUGAGUUUGCUGAGAGAUCUGUAGCCAAGUUGGAAAAGACUAUCGAUGAUCUGGAAGAUGAGCUUUAUGCACAGAAACUCAAGUACAAAGCCAUCAGUGAGGAACUGGACCACGCCCUCAAUGACAUGACCUCUAUCUAAAUGUCCAGAAGCUCCACCAUCCUAUCAGGCUGUGGUUUCAAGACUUGGUCUUUUGGUGAACAUCGCCUCUGGGCUCAGUCUGUCCCUCUCCCCUCCCUCACGCCCCUUUAUUCAUCUCAGCUCUCUUUCCUCAACUGUUAAAACUGUUAGAAUGUGUUUGUGCCUGUUGUACUUUGUUUUCAGCACUUUGUGUUUUCUGUUUCAGGAUGUUUUUGUCUGAUUUCACUCUGCAUUGUUCUUCUAUAUCAUUUGUUCUGUACCCGAGUUAUACAAGAGAGGGAAGAAAGUUUGAGUUAAUGCA
Molecule: messenger RNA, 1263 nt
Organism: Epinephelus lanceolatus (giant grouper)
Lineage: Eukaryota; Metazoa; Chordata; Actinopteri; Perciformes; Serranidae
Product: tropomyosin alpha-1 chain
Source: RefSeq, a predicted model, not a curated record